GGGCGUGGCCCUAUUAUGGUCGAUCUUGACUGCCCCUGGGAUGCCACAACUCUCGACCAGUGCAGCCAAACAGGAUGGAGCCAAAACCCUCCACGAGUCUGUAAUCACGACGCAGAUGUGGGCGUGGCAUGUAGAACCAUCCCACCAGAAGACGUCCCUGUGCGCCUGAUAGGAGGGACUGGACCCAACGAGGGGCGUGUCCAGGUACGACAUGAUGGACAAUGGGGCACAGUUUGUAACCAGGACUGGGACCCGAGGGACGCAGCUGUCAUUUGUCAGCAACUGGGCUAUAGUUAUGGCGGAGAGGCAAUGAUGUGGCCGGCCGGAUAUAAUUUCGGGGCCCGACCCCCAGGGCCUAUUUGGCUAAAUGAAUUGAGUUGUGGUGGCAAAGAGCCUCGCCUUGGGGAGUGUCCAGGCCUUGUUUGGGGCGAGGACGCCCACCACUGCCGUACAAUCUUCAUGGACGCCUCCGUCCGCUGUUACACAGAAAAUAUUCCAGAUUUCCAGAUUCGACUUGUUGGCGGUGAAAACAACCAGACCGGACGUGUAAACAUUUAUCAAGGGGGUCGUUGGUGGGACGUAUGUGGUGAUUGGUGGGCCGAUGAUGACGCCAGCGCCGUCUGUCGGACUUUAGGAUAUAGGAAAGGAAAUGCGACUUACAAGCAGUAUAACACAGGAAGGCUGGACGGGUUUGGGUGGGACAUGGUCUACUGUGCCCCUGGGACCACUGAUUUCCGUCACUGCUUUCACCGGGGAUGGGGCAGACACACUUGUUAUUGGUACGAGGUGGCGGGCGUGGUCUGUGAGUAAUAACAAGCAAUAGCCAGGACCAUCAGAAGGAAGUUGACAGGUGUAAUGCUGUCAAUGUAGACUUAAUGGACAAGACAGUAAACUUUAGUAUGGUGUGAAUUCAUUUGAGACUCG
Molecule: messenger RNA, 924 nt
Organism: Pecten maximus
Lineage: Eukaryota; Metazoa; Mollusca; Bivalvia; Pectinida; Pectinidae
Product: neurotrypsin-like
Exons: 6
Coding region: 16-810 (264 amino acids)
Cellular component (GO): membrane
Source: RefSeq, a predicted model, not a curated record